AUGGAAUUCAUGGGAAUCCAAAAUCUUCAUACUCCUAAAGUUCGAGGUGUGAUUACCGUUCCAUCUAGCAAGCGCUUUCCCACUGGGAAGAUUGAUGUUGAUGGCGGAGGUGCGGAUUUGCUAAAUGAGUGCUUGCUUCCAUAUCAUUUAUCAAGGGAAACUCGUCCUUGUGUUCGGUUGAUUUCUUGGUCUCCUGCAGGUCUCGCCAAAGAUGCUGGUUGUUUGCUUGCUCUUUGCACCACCAGCGGGCAUGUGAAGCUUUACCGCUGUCCACAUUGUUCUCCGAAGUGGAUAGAAGUUGUGAAUGUAUCUGAAGUGUUAUAUAAUUACUACAAGAGCACCAAUUUUGGGGAGUGUCAAAUUGUACCCUUGGAAGGUUCUGACGUUAUACCAAGACAAGAUACUGCAAAGUGUGUCAACCGUAGAAUACAAAAAACAGCUAAUGUAGUAUCAGAAGACCAUGAAAAUUUGGGUGAGAAGAACAAUUGGCAAAUUGUUUCCUCCUCUUUCUAUGAAGGGGACCCUCUGGAGGAAGUGACAGAAGACUGUCUUCCAUUAAUAUCUGCACAGCAAUAUGCUUCUCGCAAUGAAAUGCUAAUGUCACUUAUUAUUGCUUGGUCUCCAAUUCUGGAGACAUCUGGAAACGAUGUGGCUUUUCCUUCUAACUCUUCUAAUUGCUGCUCAAUUCUUGUUGUUGGUGGAAAGUGCAGUAAAAUUUCAUUGUGGAGAGUUCGUGCACCUGAGUGCUAUUCUACUGAUAAUGCUGGGCACGCGAGUGAGGUUCGACUUGUUGGCCUUGAGAAGACACAUGAUAGCUGGAUUACAACAAUUAGUUGGGUUAGAUAUGGGUCUAAUGAUUCAAACACCCAGUUUGCAUUGGUUACUGGGAGUUCUGAUGGUAGUGUGAAGAUCUGGCUCGUAAAUGGUGAAAAAUUACUCAAGGCGUCUGAAGUUAUCAAUGAUUCAUUAUCAUUGUUGAGGGUGGUCAGAAUUGCAUCUCAGUGUCUUGGUUUUAUACGUGAUUCAUUUUGGUCUUAUCUUAAAAUUAGCAAUUUCAUCAAAUUAGGUUGCGACUGUUGAUUCUUCUGUGAUAUCUGUACUUUCACUUACUGUGCCCGCUCGAUCACCAACGAAAUAGUUCUUGGCUAUUGGCAAAAGUUCCGGAUCCUUUGAAUUGUGUACCCUUGACACAUCUACUGGCAAAUUUGACAAUAUUGGCUGUUAUAAUACACAUGACAGCACGGUUUCUGGUUUAGCUUGGGCGUUUGAUGGACGUUGUUUGUACAGUUGUAGUCAGAAUAACUCCUUGAAGAGCUGGACUUUCGUUGGAGAUUCUCUGUCUGAAGUGCCACUUUCCCGAAGCAGUCCUGGUUUGAAGAGCUCCACAGAGUUCGCUCAUGCAUUAGACUCUUGCUUUGGUCUAUCGGUAUCUCCUGGAAAUUUGGCAGUUGUUGUGGUUCGCAGAUAUGACAGUGAUCUACUAGAUCCGAUGUAUGAAGGAAGAUCUCAUAAAUCUGCAGUUGAGUUCCUUUGGGUUGGAGGCCAACAAUUGGACCCUUUUGUUAUUACAUUUUCAGAGAUAGCAAAGGAAACAUUUCCUGGAUUCCCGGAGAAA
Molecule: messenger RNA, 1615 nt
Organism: Salvia splendens (bonfire salvia)
Lineage: Eukaryota; Viridiplantae; Streptophyta; Magnoliopsida; Lamiales; Lamiaceae
Exons: 13
Coding region: 1-1080 (359 amino acids)
Biological process (GO): transcription initiation at RNA polymerase III promoter
Cellular component (GO): transcription factor TFIIIC complex
Molecular function (GO): histone acetyltransferase activity; protein binding
Source: RefSeq, a predicted model, not a curated record